CACAGUUUUUAAAUUGGGGUUCGGUCCAAUAUGGCGGCAGACGGAUGGAAAUACUGAUGACAGUCCGAAAGAUCGCCUCGAUUUGUACGAUGGGCGCCAAUGCCUCAGCCUUGGAGAAGGAGAUUGGACCAGAACAGUUCCCUGUAAAUGAACACUACUUUGGGUUGGUCAAUUUUGGCAACACCUGCUAUUGUAACUCGGUGCUUCAGGCUCUGUACUUCUGCCGGCCCUUCCGGGAGAAAGUGCUGGCCUACAAGGUCCAGCCACGACGUAAAGAGAGCCUGCUCACGUGUCUGGCCGACCUGUUUAACAGCAUUGCCACGCAGAAGAAGAAGGUUGGGGUCAUCCCGCCGAAGAAGUUCAUCUCCCGUCUGAGGAAGGAAAACGAGCUGUUCGACAACUACAUGCAGCAAGAUGCUCAUGAGUUUCUCAACUACCUGCUCAACACCAUCGCUGACCUGCUACAGGAGGAGAAGAGCCAGGAGAGACAGCAGAAUGGGAAGCUGGUGCAGAAUGGAGGGGGUGGGGGAAGUGUGAGCAGCACAGGCGAGGCAGAACACGACGAGAAGACCCAGCAGACAUGGGUGCAUGAGAUCUUCCAGGGCACACUCACCAAUGAGACGCGCUGCCUCAAUUGUGAAGCGGUGAGCAGUAAGGACGAGGACUUUCUGGACCUCUCUGUGGAUGUGGAGCAGAACACCUCUAUCACACACUGUCUCAGGGGCUUCAGUAACACAGAGACCUUAUGUAGUGAAUACAAGUACUACUGUGAACAGUGUCGGAGUAAGCAGGAGGCACAGAAAAGGAUGCGGGUGAAGAAAUUGCCCAUGAUCCUUGCCCUGCACCUUAAGCGUUUUAAGUACAUGGACCAGCUGCAUCGCUACACCAAGCUGUCCUACCGCGUGGUCUUCCCUCUGGAACUGAGGCUCUUCAACACGUCUGGGGACGCCACCAACCCCGACCGCAUGUACGAUCUCGUGUCUGUGGUUGUGCACUGUGGGAGUGGUCCAAAUCGUGGCCAUUACAUCACUAUAGUGAAGAGUCAUGGCUUCUGGCUUCUGUUUGAUGAUGACAUUGUAGAGAAAAUUGAUGCCCAGGCAAUAGAGGAAUUCUACGGGCUGACAUCUGACAUUUCCAAAAACUCGGAGUCAGGGUACAUCCUCUUUUACCAGUCCAGAGACUGAGCCAGUGGGAAUGUGAGAAUGGGACUGCAUGACUUUGUGAAAGUCAGGGUAAGGGAGAAGGCAGGGCUUGGGCAAUGUCAGCAUGCUCCGCCCCCAUCUCAGACCCUCUCAGUCAAGCCCCAAAGUCAUUCUGGCUUAUCAGCGAGGCUUUGCACUGGAGCACCAAGUAAACAGAAGACAGGAGCAGCCGAUGAGAGAGCGCCCUGGACAUGGCAGAGCCAUCUCCAGACAGAAGACUGGAAAUCCUCCAUCUCCGCACUCCCCUGCUUUGUGUUGUUGAGUUACAUGCACACAUUCUCCAUCAGUCACAGCUAAGGAGUCACAAAGAACCUCGGAGAGCAUAAAGAUGGACACAUUUGUAUCAGUGUCACUUUUAGUCAUAACAGGAUGACCUGAUCGAAAACAGUGGUGCAGGGAGUUAUUGGAUUCAUUUUUGUUCUGCAUGACACCUUGUAUUAAGUUUUGUCAUGGCAGUGUGGACUACUGUGAAGGUUAAAGGGUUUGGCACAGCACAUGGUGUGAUGAAGAGAUGGUCAUGCCUGUAAAUGCCGAGUAUUCAAGGCUGGGAUUGGGAAGCUCUGCCUUACUAGACUUUGAUUUGCAAUGUAAAACAUCUCACAUUAUUUGCCUACUGGACCACCAGCUAUUUACAAUCAAGUCUUGUAAUUAUCAUAUUAGAUGUGGCAGUAAAACAGUGUAUCUCUGCUCCAUCUCUGCAACUUUAGUUAGUUCUAGUUACACUGAUAUGACUAGCCAACCCCCCCUUUUGUUGUUGUUGUUGUUUCUCCAUGGGAAGGAGGGAUCAUUUACAUGGAUGUGUUUUAAGAAGGAAGUCUGCAGGUUGGAGUGACAUCUGCUUGGUAGAGCAGAGAGAAUUGUGGUUAAUGAUGUGGCCAUUUAAUGUGUGAAUGAGGUUAGUUUGGCAUUUUGGGACUGGUUAAGUAUAAGGAGACUCUUAACAUUCUGAUGUUUAUGAGUACAAAGUCUGAGUGCUGUGCGUUGACUAUUGAAGUGCACACUUGAUGGCAUACAAAUCAUUAUGGACUGUAGCGUGCACAUUACAGAUUGCAACGAGACAUUUAGAUUUAGUGUGUUAUUUUUUUGCUCACAGUCCACUGUUUUGCUACCAAAAAUUGGAUAAAAUAUCACUGCUAGAUUAGUGUAUUCUAUUGCUGACUAGUUGAUUGUUAACUGAAGGUUUGUUUUACAACAAGGUAUCAAGACUUCAUUUAGAGACUCAGGUAAUUUUGGUUUUGAAUGAGUAGCUACUAUCCUAUACUCAUUAUCUCAAAGCAAGGGCUCUUUUCUCCUUGACUUCUUGCUUAGUAACUAUUUAACUAGAUAUAAAUGGAAAAAAGAAGUGAAGCACAGCAUUGGAGUCUGUCUUGUUUGCUCCUUGUGACCAGGGACCUGUUCACUAGCAUCAGAUCGGGGUUCUCAGCAGGAAGCAGACUAGCUUAGUGGGUCAUUAGAACAGCUUAGCAAUGCCCAGAGGCUGGCCAUGUAUAAAUUUUGCAAAUUCGUUGUAGCGCAAGGAAUUCCAUAAUCAUACGAGGGCGUGAUCUCUGCUCUACUAAACCCACAACAGCCCUUUGCGGCCACCAGUUAUUAAGACAGAGAUCAUUGUAGCAUAGAUAUUUGUACGUCUUAAGUGGUGUCCCAUGUUAUUUGGUUGGUUGUCUGUUUGGUUGGUGGGUUUUUUUUUGGUUUUUUUUGUUGGUUUUGUUUCAGUUGACUGCCUGAACUGCUGGUAAGCUUACUUGGUCCCUGGUAUUACAGGGGCCUCUGUGGUGAGUGUUGUCCCUGGUAUUACGGGGGUCUCUAUGGUGAGUGUCGUCUUUCUCGGCACUUGGUCCAUAACUUGUUCACAGAUGCUAAAGAUUUUCAAGCCCUAUGAGCCACCCUGUGGCUAUGAAAAUCUCCCUACAGAAACAGAACACCCUAACCUCCAAGAUGGUAAGUCUUCUGUUGUAAUUCAUCCACCAAAUAAGAAAGGUGACAGAACUUUCAUAACAAACUGGUAUUGUAAGAGCAUGUAAUGUUUGGCUUUAGUGGGCUAUUGUGACCUUUUCUCCAUGCAUUAAAAUGAGCUCAACUUGUCCAUGUUUAGUUGGGCACACAACAGGAAAAUUUAUUGACUGUUCAUGUUGGUCUUGCCUUUUUUCAUUUGACACUUUUAUUUUGGAAUAUGCAUCUGUGAAGAUUCUGAACUGACUGCUGCUGUUUAAAGUCCACAUCUCAUAGCUCCUGUAAAACAUGUAUUCGGUAAUGACUUAUGCAUGGUAUUACAGCUGUUAUAAACCUCGUAUGAAUGUUAUAAACAGGAAACAGCAGUAGCAAGUGUAACAAUUCAGUGAUAAUACAAGCUUUUUGAUUGACCACUUAUGCUGCAUCUCACCUUAAGGUAUGUUAAGAAUGGACCUAUUGUGAGAUGUCACCAGUGUUUAUAACACUUUGUACUUCCAUAACAGUCAUAACCACACUAUUAUCGUCAUUAUCAUUCAAACUGCUAGUGUGCUUUAACUGGAUUUUAGAUUCUAAUGGUCAACAAAGGAGUAGGAGGGGGAGGAUGCUGAAAUUGGAUGCUGUUUGUCUCCUUUUGUGUGUGUUCUGUUUCAUAAUUUAUGUAAAAUUAUUACCUUUAUUGUUAUUUUUCCCUAGACGUUCACGGUUCUAUAGAUUUUUUUGUUCAGUUUUCAUUCAUUUAAACAUACCAGCAGUGGUACUGUGGUGAUAUUACUUGGGCUGAUUGUUGCUACAGAAAUGUGCAACUGGCAAUGGAGUAUGAGUCAGCAUAUACCAGAUAUACCCUAAGCUACAUCACAAGGGUAAUUUUAUUGCUUGACACCUAAUGCACUGAUCAUUAGAACUGAAUAUUAGCUAGAAUUAGCAUUAGCAAGCUAAAUUGCUUUAUGGCAAAUGUGGUUAGGUGUGAUGGUGCCUAAUGCUAAAUCAUGCUAACAUUCAUUCUACUAUUGUGUGUGAAGUUUUGUGAGCUCCCCCCAUGCCCCCCAACCACUAUCUGUUGUAUAAAGUGACAGCAUUGAGUCUAUGUUGGUUUUUAAAAAGUGCACUUUUGACAAACAAUGUACAGAUUGUAAGAGGUAGAGAGGCCUUGGGAUGAAGUAUAUGGAAUGUAUGAAAGAAGGGGCAUGUUCAAUCUGUCCCCAAUAAAGACAAAAUCAAAAAGA
Molecule: messenger RNA, 4375 nt
Organism: Electrophorus electricus (electric eel)
Lineage: Eukaryota; Metazoa; Chordata; Actinopteri; Gymnotiformes; Gymnotidae
Gene: usp12b
Product: ubiquitin specific peptidase 12b
Biological process (GO): protein deubiquitination
Cellular component (GO): nucleus; cytosol
Molecular function (GO): cysteine-type deubiquitinase activity
Source: RefSeq, a predicted model, not a curated record